Messenger RNA from Podospora pseudocomata, 291 nucleotides. RefSeq lists its product as uncharacterized. Bases 1 to 291 code for a protein of 96 amino acids. Lineage: Eukaryota; Fungi; Ascomycota; Sordariomycetes; Sordariales; Podosporaceae. The record is from RefSeq and is a predicted model, not a curated record. The transcript has 2 exons.
AUGUCAACCGGGGUACUCGCUGCUGCAACAUUCUAUCUGCGGCCGUGGCUGCUGUCGUGGCUGGACGCGAUAGUGCUCCUGGACAUCAACUGCUGGUGUGAUGUGCGCUUUGGCCUCAUCAACCUUUGGCAACGUCGUGGGGCGCCUAACCAAUUUCACCCUCUGAGCAGCCUCCAUUCGGCCAACUCUGCCCUAGACGGUCCCCGAGUACCACCCUUGGGCGUGGACAUAGUCACAACCACCACCAACCUCUGCCCGCCCACUUACACGCACACCAACACGGCGAGGUAA